GCGCUCUUAGAUCAUCAUACACCCACUUCAUAUGGAUCUUCUUGUGAAAACCGUGAUUGACGAUAGCCGCUACGGAAGAAAUAUCCAGACCACCACAUUAGAACAUCGCCUUAAUUACCUAACAAGAUAGCUCCUUAAUCGAUGAAUCCGAAUGUAUCUUUCCAAGCCCCCGCCCUCGUAUAGCCGACAGCCCCAAUUGCCACCACUCGUCGAGAAGGAGACGGAAGAUACUAUCGGAGAUAACUAUGACUGGCUCGCUCUCGCGAAAGAGAACAUUCGGCGGGAACUUGAGGCGUCAAAGAUGGAGCUUGAACUCGUUAGAGAUUUGCUGAGCGAGCUGGAGGUAGGCUCCAAGAUAAGGCGAUCCAAUCGCGGAGCUAGGGACCAGGUGUUCCUUAUGAGAGCUUGCCAGGAAUACUCCGGCUCGAGAUCCUGUAUGCUCGAAGAACGACUGCGACAGAUCGACUUGUGGAUGAACGAUGUACACAUGGGCCAAAGUGUUCCUCAUAAAAUACCAGAUGAGUAUGUCGCAUCCAACGAGACCAUCUUGAUAGAGAAACCCACCUCGGCAGAUCAUUAUAUCAACGAGAAUAUCAUCACUCCAAGUAGUGCGUUUCGUGUUUUUACCUAGGCCUACCUCUCGCGAUCUAGAUAUAUAUGUCUGCUAAUAUAGUUCGCAUAGAUGGCUUAUGGUUGAUAUUGAAUGGCGACGAUGGCUAAGCGAACAAACGGCGUUACGGGAUAGUGUGUCUGAACGACCCCUUGUUACAUCUCACCAGAGCGACGCGGUGAAACUCUGGGGACCGCUGAUUCCUAUACUCGCGGCCUAUAUCGAGUAGAAUAGCUCGUAGAAAAGAUGGGGCUUGGGCUGAUCCCGCAGGGGAAGGUUGCCGACGGCUCCAGUACUUAUAUAGCUGCCAGGAGUGACUCUCCCGCGACG
Molecule: messenger RNA, 940 nt
Organism: Daldinia vernicosa
Lineage: Eukaryota; Fungi; Ascomycota; Sordariomycetes; Xylariales; Hypoxylaceae
Exons: 1
Coding region: 152-631 (159 amino acids)
Source: RefSeq, a predicted model, not a curated record